Molecule: messenger RNA, 1775 nt
Organism: Thunnus maccoyii (southern bluefin tuna)
Lineage: Eukaryota; Metazoa; Chordata; Actinopteri; Scombriformes; Scombridae
Gene: vgll4l
Product: vestigial like 4 like
Exons: 6
Coding region: 496-1350 (284 amino acids)
Biological process (GO): negative regulation of DNA-templated transcription
Molecular function (GO): transcription coactivator binding
Source: RefSeq, a predicted model, not a curated record
UCUUGAUGGCUUUCUCAACAGUGUUAAUGCAAUAAAGUGUCUGAGUGAGCAGCCUUCAAGACAUUCUGCGUGUUUCUAAAGUCCUCAGUAUGCUCAGGCAAGACUGUUCUCAUGGCAGCAGCAUUUUCAGGACUUAGGAGUCUUUGUCUGGCCAUCAACAAAAGCCUUCGGAUUACUGGUGAGGCAGGCUCACAGUACAGCUGCAUGCGUGUAUGGGCAGGUCUACCUGUGAGCAGCCUGCAGGACAAUAACAACACUGAGUCAGUGAGGGACAGCUUUUGAUUGGUCCCCUCAGCAGCCAAUCUGAAUGCAGGGAAAGAGUCACAGCCACAGCUCCUGUCUGCACUCACCUGAUACGUUACCUGGCUGAGCUCAGACCCAGCAUCUCAUUACCUUUCCAAUACAAUCUAUAACCGAGGCUCAUUGUGUCCUGUAAGCUCCAGCAGUCAAGGUGUCCCUCUAUUUUUGCCUCCACUCAGACAAAGGCACAGAGUCAUGGCUGUGGCAAAUUUCCAGUACAUUACUCGGAUGAGCAGUGGCUUCAAGGUCUACAUUUUAGAAGGUCAGUCUCACCUCAGAAGCGAAGACAGAUACAGACAUAUCACAAAUGACCGGGCUCGAGCCCCAACAGUGUAUCCAAUCAAGCGCAAGCGCAGCCAUGAGAGAGGUCUAACUUUGGAGGAAAGACGAGAACGGGCACUGAGCAGAAGCAGCGGUAAAGCUGCCCAGAGAACAGCUCCAGCAUCAACUCCAACACCAGCACCAGCACCAGCACCAGCGGUGUUUAACAGCCCACAAAGUCCCACAUCUACCUGGAGUCCAACACCCAGUCCCACCAGCCCUAUGCCCACCCAUGUGUACUACACACCAGUCAUGGAUGAACCCCUUGCCCUCAUCAAGAAACCAAGAAAGGAGCCUGAAAACAAAGAGGACAAGACUAGAAGCACUGCUACUAAUCAAAUCCAGAUGCGUCCCUCUGUGAUCACUUGUGUCUCCUCAUCAAGAAACCCCUCCUGCAGAUCUGAGGUCCACAGGAGCCACUCAUCAGUGAUUUCCAAAAGCAAUUACGACCAUGUCGUUGAGGAACAUUUCCAGAGGAGCCUCGGGGUGAAUUACCAGAGAGCCCGUGCCCAGCAGCUCUCCAUCAGCGUGUCUGUGGAUGACCACUUUGCCAAGGCCUUGGGAGACAAGUGGCUGCAGAUCAAAUCCAAGUCUUCUUCCUGUUCUUCCACCCCUCCCAGCAGUCCAAGUGUUACUCACUCUCCCACGUACAGCCACAGCCCAAUUCUGUCCCGCAAAGAAUCCACCAGCAGCUCAUCGCCAACCUCCAGCCGCUGGUCUGUCAAUUAAAGCAGAAAAUGACCUCUGAUCCCAGAGGAAAAUGGACUUUGUGACUUUUAACAUUUCACUGCGUGCAGCUCUGCUUGUCGAGCAAGUGUUGAGAGGGCAGAUUUAGGAGUGAUGUCAGACUGGACCACUGUGUGUCCAAAUAUAAGACGCACGGACGCAGACAAAUGUAGCAUGAAUUGGGACGUCCUUGUUUUGUUACAUUUCUUUACUCUGCUUGCCGAUAGCCUCUGAAUACCUGAGAUAGAUGGUGGUAUGGGAUGAUUGAAAAAUCAGCCAAAAUAUUCCUUUACAUUUCUUUGAUUUUGUGUCAUUCUUUCACUGCCACAAUUUCAUUGUAUUAUAUUUAUAUUCUGAUACACCUGGGUGCCUUAUGGUCUACCUGACUAGCCUAUCUGCUGUAUAUUAUUGUGCUUUUAAGUUGUACA